Nicotiana attenuata is the source of this 1344-nucleotide messenger RNA. Its product is annotated as protodermal factor 1-like. Bases 89 to 826 code for a protein of 245 amino acids. The record is from RefSeq and is a predicted model, not a curated record. Lineage: Eukaryota; Viridiplantae; Streptophyta; Magnoliopsida; Solanales; Solanaceae. The transcript is spliced from 3 exons.
UUUGUCAAUUCCCAUCACUUAACUCUUUCACCUUCUCUCUUUUCUUGUUUUUUUUCUCUUAGUCACUCUCCUUUGAAAGCAAACAAAGAUGGGGAAAGAGGGAAGAAAGCAUACUUCUCUAAUUCUUUGGGCUUCCUUUGCUGCAUUGCUUGCACACAAUUUGGUCAUUCCUGUUAUGUCUACUGCUUCUUUUGAAGAACAAAAGACCUAUUACUCUCCUGAUCCAAAUGCCAGAAGUCCCCCAACAGGAGGUGGCCAUGGAACAUCACCUUCUCAUGGAACGCCGUCGCAUGGAAGCAGUAGCCAUGGAGGAACACCACCUGCAAACUGUGGUAACCCCGCCCCUAGUGGUGGGCAUCACCACAACCCUACUCCAUCGCCUCCUUCAGGAGGCCAUGGAGGUGGUGGUUACUAUCCCUCCCCUCCAUCUCAUGGUGGAAGCCCUCCAAGUACUCCUACACCUACACCUAGGACCCCCAGUACACCAACGCCAACACCUAGUACCCCCAGUACACCGACACCUAGUACCCCCAGUACACCAUCCACCCCCUCCACACCUACUAUUGUAACCCCACCUACACCUCCUACCGUUGACCCGGCACUCCAAGCACUCCAGGGGGUGGUUACUAUGGUGGAAGUCCUCCAAGUAUUCUUACACCUAGUACCCCUAGUAUUACACCCACUACCCCUUCUAAUCCUAUCAUUGAAACACCACCAACUACUCCUACCAUUGAUCCAGGCACUCCAAGUGCUCCGGGCGUCUUUCCAAUUGACCCCAACUCACCACCUUUUACAUGCGACUACUGGAGGACUCACCCAACACUAAUAUGGGGCAUACUUGGCUGGUGGGGAAGUGUAGGCAAUGCAUUUGGUGUGGCUAGUGUUCCAGCUUUGGGUGCAAACAUGAACUUAGUGCAAGCACUUUCAAACACUCGCCCGGAUGGCUUAGGGGAGCUCUACAGAGAAGGAACAGCUUCUUUAUUGAACUCCAUGGUUAGCAGGAGGUUCACCUACACUACAGACCAAGUCAAGAACAGUUUUAUCACAGCACUCAGUUCAGACAAAUCUGCAUCAGCUCAAGCACAGCUGUUCAAGUUAGCUAAUGAGGGUCGGCUCAAGCCCAGAGCUUGAGAAUUAAGUCAGGAUUUCUUUCAAAGUCAUGACUUUUAGUUUCUUGCUAUGUCCUGUUUCAUAGUGUCAUCCUGUGUGUUUAGUUACUUAGGAUUGAAUACUAGUAAUGUUUUUCUCUGUGCUUUUGUAUGUUACAACAUUAAGAGGGAUACCAACUUUCUGUUUUAUUCAGUUAUAAUUAAGUCAAAUGUAUGACUUUGUUGUUGUAGGCUA